Molecule: messenger RNA, 1729 nt
Organism: Orbicella faveolata
Lineage: Eukaryota; Metazoa; Cnidaria; Anthozoa; Scleractinia; Merulinidae
Molecular function (GO): protein binding
Source: RefSeq, a predicted model, not a curated record
CUAAAUAGUCCGAAUAGUGAAAUAAAGCCUCCAGUAAUGAUAGGAUUGUGUUAAAUACGUUUAGUCUCUUAAGUACAAGAAAACACAAGAAGUUGACUUUUGAUUUUACUCACUCGAUCUCAACCGCGCGCUCUCCAAGAACUUUCACGUUGGACACUUCAGCGAGAUCGAGAGGCUGACCACGCGCCGAAAAAAUGCUGCUCAUAAACGCCGUGAAAGGUGCACGAACGACGCAAGUUAAAAUGCUCAUAAAAGUUGGAAUAAACGUCAAUGAAGCAGACGAAAAUGGACUUACAGGUCUUAUUCACUGUUGCUUUCUUCAAGAUGCUCGAGCAAGGAUGAAAAUUCUGAGAUGUUUGAUUGCAGCAGGUGCUAAUCUCAACAAAAAGGACAUUUAUGGACGUACAGUUCUCAGCUGGGCUUGUCUUAAGGGAAGAGUUGAAAUGGUUAGAUAUUUGCUGAACGACCCUCUUUGCAUUGAUCUCCGAGUGGAUGUCACAGACAAAGAAGGAAACAAUGCGCUACUUCUUUCUGUGAUGUCUGGCAACUUUCACAUUGUGAAAAUGAUGGUGGAGGUUUUAAGAGACACAGCGCUUGCUAGUGAGAUUAAUAAAGCUAACAACGAUGGUAUUCGGCCUUUAAUAGCUGCGUUUUUACGAGGAGAUAAACUCUGCGCGCAAUUUCUCAUAAAGCAAGCAGGAUCUUCAGUGUCGAGUGUCCUUAAGUACCGCAGGGCCCUUCAAAACGGAUCUCUUGAGUUUUUUACAUGUUCAUCGCUUUUGUUUGACUCUCCACACGGUAAUUUCCAUAUUGCUGAGAAUGAGCAAACAAGCCAACGUUUUGUUCAAUUCACAGAAGACGACAUUUUUGGGUUUCUGUUUGCAAAGGAUGAAGACAUGUCCGACGCGCAGACGAGCAAAUCCCAAGAGUUAAAGCUGGACGACAAUAACAAUAAUCUGGCGCAAAAACAUCUUCUGUUGUCAAGAAGAUCUGGAAUAAGAAAACAAGGAAAUGUUCUAUCAUUUCAACCUCAACGACCUCCUUCAGCAGAAACAAUUUCAGACAUCUCCCAGAUAAACACUUUUAGUUCUCCCGCGGACAACACUUCAAGAUCGGCAAAUAUCACGCGGGAAGUGUCCGAUUCGCAGAGCGCUGGUUCGUCGUCACGAACAUCCGUUCAAAAGCUGCUGAUCUUGUACGCAGAACAGAUUUCACCCUCCUACAGACAAGGCUUACCCAUACGUAGAUACACGCCCACCCAGCCCGAUAUCUUUAAUGAAUCUAGCAGAGACAUUGACUCCAGACGCUCUAGUUUGCUUACAGGGAACGAAUCCGACCGAAAACUGCAAGCGUUUGCGGACUCCUUGGCAGGACCUUCACCGGGACUUCUUGGUGAAUCCCUUAUGGAUCAGCAGCUUCGUAUGAAAUAUGUUCGCAAUUCUAGAGCCGCCAGUAUGCAAGUUCCAAGGUUACCGGCCCUUUCCGUGGGGCGCGGGAGAGUCAAAAGAACAAGAUCAUCCACUAUCAUGUCGGUUAACAAAAACUACACGAACUCUAACUAAAUGAUAACGAGUAAUAAAAUAAACAGUGAUCACUUUUAAUUUGAAACAAGCCUUUGUAGCCUCUCUCUAAGUUGUUAUUGGAUAAGUCUUCGAAAUCAGCUCUAUUCAGCUGGUUAUCACCCAUCGCAGCCAGAGGAAGCUACUGGAAGGUCUCACCUAUUCUGUAU